AACCGCAGCUACUCGCCUGAUUUCAGUGAAAUGAUGAACAUCGACUGCAUGUCAAUAUCUUAACAUGAAUUAAUGUGCAGCGGAGAGUUUUCAAUUUGAGAACUUAUUCGAAUGAUCUGCAAUGAACUAUCGUUAGGCAGUAGCGAAAGCAGUUGGGUCAUUUUGAAAUAACCAAAGCAUUAUUUAGGGGCCAUGCAACGAAUUGGUUCCUUGGGAUGUCUGUUCCAGGCGCACUCACUAACAUUAGCCUAAUCUCAAGCUGGGACCUAGUUAUUUCACGUGUCAGUUGUACCUGCUGCUGCAGGGUGGUUAAAACGCUGCAGUCUGAUUCUCCAUAUUUCACAUCCACCGUGACAAGGCGUAAAUAAAGCCCCAGAACACGUCAAUCAUUCGCCCAUCUCCUCCGAUUCCUUCACAAAGUAAAGUUGAAGGUAUGGCCCUUAGGACACUUCCCCAAGUGUGUUAAUUGUCUGUAAAUUCGGGGUUUUUUUUCCUUCUAGGAAAAAGCAACAGGUUAAAAUUUGCCAUCAACUAAGAAAAGAAUUCUUCGUAGCCAUAAUAAUCCUAGAUAUAUUCAGAUAAAAUGGCUCGUUGUGCGCACCUGAUUGUUACAGCUGAUCAGUAACGUGUGAAUGCGUGUAACCUCUUCAAUCCCUUGGUUUAGAAUCCCAUACAAACAGAAAAAAAGGCGUCGGUGUAGAAAAUCAUGGGAUAUCAAUUGAAUAAGUCAUUAAGAAGAUUAAGACGCGUGCAAAGAUGGUCCGGUAUUUGUGUUGCAUCAGGUGUCCAAUAAUGUUCAGAUAUUCUUCUCGCCAUAACAGUAAAUUCACCCUUUUUUAUUUGCCUAAAUAGAUGUCGAUGAGUGCACAAGUAACCCAUGUCUGAACAAUGGAACUUGCAAAGAUCGUCUGAAUGGGUACAACUGUAGCUGCCCUCCCGGAUAUAGUGGAACUCGUUGUGAAACAGGAUUGUUCGUGAAUGUGACUAGUUCAUGUCCAGAAGUACAUAUCAAGACAUCCAUGUCAGGUGGAACAAUUAAGUCAAGUCAGUAUCCGGCAAGUUCCUACAGUAUCAACGCGAAUUGCCGAUGGCAUUUCACUUCAAACGCCAAGUUGGAACUUGUUUUCCUUCAUUUUAAAACGGACUCUUCUGCUGAUUACGUUAGCGUGUACGAUGGAAAAUCAGCUGCAUCACCUCUCAUUGGCAGAUUUAGUGAAUCUUCUCUCCCCCCGCCUAUCAUGAGUUCUUCUGGCGAACUUUAUGUAACGUUUACAACUGAUGGGAUCUUCAAAGGCGCAGAAGGAUUCUCAGCAAUAUACCGAGCAAUUACAAAUGGCUCCCUCCGUCUUAACGGUAGUACGCCAUCGUCUGGAAGAGUUGAAAUCCUCCAUAAUGACCAGUGGGGCACAAUAUGCGAUCAUGGUUGGGACAUCAAAGAAGCGAACGUAGUGUGUAAACAGCUUGGUUUCUAUAAAGCUUCUCGAGCCUUUAGCGGCGCUACUCAUGGUCAAGGCUCUGGACCAAUAUGGAUGGAUGACUUGGCAUGCUCUGGAAAUGAGUCGCAGCUGCACGACUGCAGUCACGGUGGAUGGGGUAAACAUAACUGUACCCACAGUCAAGACGCCAGUGUAGAGUGUUCUUCAGUUCGCUUGGCAAAUGGUAAUGGUAGCUAUGGUCGUGUGGAGGUUUGCGUAAACGGAAUCUGGGGCACAGUGUGUCGUGAUUCCUGGGAUAUCAAUGAUGCGCACGUGGUGUGCCGCCAACUUGGCUUCUCCAACGCCUCCUCUGCUCCUCUGGAUGCCGCAUACGGUGAGGGAGUUGGUCCCAUCUGGAUGGAGGAAGCUGGGUGUCAAGGAGGAGAGGCUUCGCUUUUUGACUGUGCUCGAAGUGGUUGGGGAAUACAUAACUGUGGUCACGUAGACGAUGCAAGUGUUGUUUGCAAAACAUAGAUGGUUAAUGGCAAUUAUCAAAACUGCUGGUGGUAACAUAUGGUAGUUUACUUGAUAAUACCUGAAUUAACUAUAAAACUGAACGCAUUUUUUUAAUUAGUUAAGCAGAAGUGCUUGUAACGACAGUUCAGAAAUUGACCGCGAGGGUACACUUCCCCUCCUGCUGUUUCCUGAAAGACCAAAAUGGCUUAUUUCACCCCGGCAGUACAGUGGUGUUUUCUGUAUCUAACAAGACUGGCUGAGGCUUUUAGAGAUAAUCUGUUUGUUACAUGUACCUGCUACGCUUAGAAUGAAACUACUGCACGAUCUUUGUCUGGUCCUGAUAGGGUCAGAUAUAUAUAGUCAUUUUAUCGCUUCAUAUAGUCAGCAUUUUCGUCCUUUUCAGAACCAUAUCACCUAGAAUAGGUGAUAUGCUUCUGUCCUUUUAUAUAGUGCUAGUCAUCUUUUUUACCGCUACAUUAAAAUACUGGUUUCGAUAAAUGUGUUUUAAUGACACACGGCCAACUUUCAGGUGCAACAUAAAAUUGCUGUAAAAUAACUAUAUGUUACACUUUAAGUUGUUGGCGAAGAAUUGUUUUUCUCUUAGUUAAAAAAUAAAAGGGAGGUGCUGACUAUUAAUUGAGUAUUAAAUAAUAACAAUAAUAUUAAUAAUAAUAAUAAUAAUAAUAAUACCAUAAAGAUAAGGAUAAUUUGGUAAGUCGCAAACCAAGAAAGAUUUAUCCCAUAAAAAGCCGUUCAAAUCUUUGGAACUUACACUAGAUUUUGAUAGCGUUUUAAUCUUAAAAAGAAGUCUCAAAAGAGCAUAAACAAAGACGUUAUUUACACCCUCAAAAUAUUAAUACGCACUAAAAAUCCUCCAUUAUAACAAAAUAAAUAAUGCAGAAAGUGAAUUCCACGAGAAAAUAAUUUAGCACUUAACAAAAUAUAAGCAAAUACAUACUCGCAUACACCAAAAAAAUAGUCAGUGUCAAACCAUUAUCUUACAACAUACUCGCUUACAGUUUUGUUGUAUGUGUUUUCUAGUAACAUAACAAAAUAUAAGCAACGAAGUAAACGCUUACCGUUUUGUUACGUAUCGCGGUAUCAACCUAUAAGCGAGUAUAUAUACGCAUAGUUUCGUUAUAUGUAUGUUUUCUAACAUAGCAGAAUAUAACCAAUGAAAUAAACGCGUGUAUAUCGUUUUGUUACAUGUCGCCACCAAACCUUGCUUAUUGUUUUUGUUACACGAUAAUUAAAUCUAGGCAGCUACCCACUCGCUUAUCAUUUUGUUAUGUACAUCUUCUUAAUAUCACAUAACGGGUUAUGUCCAAUGUUUCAAGAACCUGAGCUGUUAACUUUCAGCAUAUACAUACCUAGCAAAAAUUGACCCAAGUACCC
Messenger RNA from Orbicella faveolata, 3326 nucleotides. RefSeq lists its product as uncharacterized. Gene Ontology annotation, molecular function: calcium ion binding. The record is from RefSeq and is a predicted model, not a curated record. Gene Ontology annotation, cellular component: membrane. NCBI's taxonomy places the organism in Eukaryota, Metazoa, Cnidaria, Anthozoa, Scleractinia, Merulinidae.